Messenger RNA from Coregonus clupeaformis (lake whitefish), 2886 nucleotides. It is a transcript of the gene st8sia4, whose product is annotated as ST8 alpha-N-acetyl-neuraminide alpha-2,8-sialyltransferase 4. The transcript has 5 exons. The coding region runs from base 121 to 1194 and encodes 357 amino acids. Gene Ontology annotation, molecular function: alpha-N-acetylneuraminate alpha-2,8-sialyltransferase activity. Gene Ontology annotation, biological process: oligosaccharide metabolic process; N-glycan processing. The record is from RefSeq and is a predicted model, not a curated record. Lineage: Eukaryota; Metazoa; Chordata; Actinopteri; Salmoniformes; Salmonidae.
AGUCAUGGUAAUGCACGCAGCAGAAGGAGUCAAGCGCUUCGGAAGGGGGACAAAUCUGACCAAUAAAGGAUUCUAAAGGGGAAUCUAUCGCAAAGGAUUCUGUCACUCACUCUUUGCGAGAUGCGUCUCUCACGGAAACGCUGGACUAUUUGCACAAUAAGCAUCCUGGUGAUCUUCUACAAGACGAAAGAAAUAACUAGAAGUGAAGAACAUCAGGAAGCUCAAGUCACUGGCGACAGUGAACUCGACACUUCAAGACUUAUGGUCAAUAGUUCAGAGAAAAGCAGCAGGAGUGGUCCUUCCUUUUUCCAGCACUCGGUCGAAGGAUGGCGGCUCAAUUCGUCACUAGUUCUCAUGAUAAGGAAGGACGUGCUGCGUUUCCUGGAUGCUGAGAGGGACGUUUCAGUGGUGAAGAGCAGUUUCAAACCAGGCGACACUAUCCACUACGUCCUCGACAGACGCCGAACGCUCAACAUCUCCCACACGCUGCACAGCCUGCUACCGGACGUCUCUCCGCUCAAGAACAAGCGCUUCAAGACAUGCGCGGUGGUGGGCAACUCCGGCGUGCUUCUCAACAGCGGAUGUGGCAAGGAAAUCGACAGGCAUGACUUUGUCAUACGCUGUAACCUGGCGCCGUUGGCCGAGUUCGCCGAGGACGUGGGGCUGCGGUCCGACUUCACCACCAUGAACCCCUCUGUCAUCCAGAGGGUGUACGGCAGCCUGAAGAACGCCACGGACACGGAGAGGUUCGUCCAGCGCCUGCGGAUGCUCAACGACAGCGUGCUGUGGAUUCCGGCCUUCAUGGUGAAGGGAGGAGAGAGGCACGUGGAGAGCGUCAACGAGCUCAUCGUCAAGAGGAAGCUGAGGGUGAGGACGGCCUACCCGUCGCUGAGGCUCAUCCACGCGGUGAGAGGGUACUGGCUGACAAACAAGAUCAAUAUCAAACGGCCCAGCACCGGAUUGUUGAUGUACACUUUGGCCACACGCUUCUGCGACGAGAUUCACUUGUAUGGAUUCUGGCCCUUUCCGCGGGACUCAAAUGGAAAUGUGGUGAAGUACCAUUACUACGACUUGCUCAAGUAUCGAUACUUCUCCAACGCAGGCCCUCACAGGAUGCCACUGGAGUUCAAAACGCUGAAAAUGCUGCACAGUAAAGGAGCUCUGAAGUUGACGACUUCGAAGUGCGAAUCUUAAAGUGCUCUUCCUCGACGGAGUGCCAUUUUGUGGCAUAAACGGACACUUUGUUUGCGUUACUAGAAAGCACACAAGGCUGUAUGACUGCUGAGUUGACUACGGAGGACAGUUGAUGAUGAAUAAUUGCAAAAGUAGCAAGUAAAAGUGAGCGUGCCUUUUUUUAAAUGAACAAUGUAAAGGUACAAAACAAAGAAUGUAAUUGAAAAAUGAUUAGUCUUAUCUAAAUGUCAGGUUUGGCAUUGUAAGCAUCAUGGCUGAGAAAUCAGGAAACCAACCCUUUGGAUGGAGCAUCAGAGACGACCAGAUUGAUUACAAUACCAUGGAUUUCUACACUGGUCAUUGCAGUAGUUGUCUAAUAGACAAAGCACGAAGACCAGUGGCUGCGGUGUGUUAGCGAUUACUUGCUGGGUGUAGACCAACGGUGGUGAUUCAACAUGUGAAACCGUCGGGAAAUGAACAGAAAACGACUGUCCGAGGUGAUAUUCUGGUCAGAGGCGACACCAAGCCCACAUCAGCCCGACACGGGGUAGCCCACAACAAGUCCAACACAGACUAGUCCACAACUAUUCCACAUCAGCCCAAAACAAGAUACCCUACACGGGCUAGCCCACACCAAGCCCACAUCAGCCCUACACAGGCUAGCCCACACCAAGCCCACAUCAGCCCAACACAGGCUAGUCCACAACUAGCCCACAUCAGCCCAACACAGGCCAGCCUGCACCAGCCCAACACAGUCUAGUCCACAACAAGCCCACACCAGCCCAAUGCAGGGCUUUCCCACACCAGCCCAACGCAGGGCUAGCCCAUACCAGCCCACCAGAUCUUGGACACUGUCUUAAAAGAAAAACUUAAAUGAGUGACAUGAGAAACUAGUGUUUCUGAUGUAAUGUAACCUAAAUACCUUUUAAGGCUUGAAAAUGAUAAUAUGUAUGCAUUGAGUUGAAUUGUAAUAAUUAAAUAAUACAUAAAUUAAUUAAUAUUAAAUAAUAGAAAAAAACUGAUAAAUUGUCAGGGCCAAUACUGGAGCCUGAAUGGGCAGCUGAUCCAAAGGGAGGGCUGCCUUCACCAGAUAUGGGCUGCCCACACUGGGCCAAUGCCUUGGGAGCCAGCAAAGGUGCAUCGGCCCAAUGUGGGCAGCCUACAGGGGGCCAAUAUUUUGGCCCACAUCAUGCCAAUGUGGGCAUGUUUGCUGGGCAACCCGCUGGUUUCAACCAUUUUUGUCGUCAUGAUGUUUUGUCAGUAAGAGAAAGCAGAGAAUACAGGUUCUGCUCAGUAAAUUAGAUUUUUGGAUAUAAAAAAAAUAAAUAAUAAUGUGCCCAGAAAAGUUAAUUCCAAAGAUCCCAUGCUCAUUUAUCAAAAGAAGGUGUUGUUCUUCACAGCUGAACUUUCUAAGAAUUAGAAGCCUCAGGGCAGAAUUAUUUUUAUAUUUGUCUAGAUGUCAGAUUAAUUUAUACAUUUUCAAUAUGUAUGCUGUUUCUAAGUGAUUCAUCUCAUGUUAUCUGAACACACCUUUUGUAAACUUGUAUGUUAAAGGGGAAUGGAAACGUACAUCAAGUUAGGCCUUUUUAGACAAUUGUUAUUCAUUAGUAUGCAUUAUUGGACUUUAUACAACGGGUGAGUCUAAUCCUGAAUGCUGAUUGGUUAAAACCGCAUUCCAGACGGUGUCUAUUCCACGAGUUACCACUGGCUAAA